GAAGUACUUUUAAUUCAUGUGUACCAUUCUUAAUGAGGAAAUUGCUAUUUUAUAUUUUAAUAUGAUAGUACACAUCACGCUGAUAGUAUUUGUCGCAUUGUGGAGUGAAGUACAUGGUAUUGAAUGGAAAGAUAUUCCUGAUGCAGAAGUCUAUACACAGUUGGGUUCCAGUGUAACACUACAGUGUGCAUUUGACGUAACACCGACACUCUCUACCAAAUGGUCACAAGAAUCACCAACAUAUAGAGACGUCUCUUUUAACACAGCAAUUGUUCCUGGUAGUUGUGAUGAGUGUAGUAUAUCAGGAGAUUCAUCCAACGCAGAGUUUUAUCUCACUAUAAAUCCUAUAAAAGCAGACCAUAUUGGAACAUGGAGAUGUAAGAUUCUAGAGCUAGUACCUCAGUACUAUGAAACUGACAUAAUUAUGCAAGAACCAGCAACUAUCAUUACACCACCAUCUGACCAGACAGUAAAUGAAGAUGGAUCUGUCACAUUUGAGUGUACAGCUACUGGUGUACCUGAUGUUACAUACACAUGGCAGAAAGACAGCACUGAUAUUGAUAUAGGUGGUAGAUAUGCAGUGACUGAUGGAUCAUUGACAAUAUCCAAUAUUGAGAAAUCUGACUAUGGUACAUACACUUGUAUUGCUGACAAUGGUGUUGGAUCUGGUGACUCAAGAUCAUCUGUUCUGACAGUUAAUUUUAAACCUGAAAGUUCUAGUUUGUCCGGUUAUACUGGUGCUGUUACCAGUGGUAGUAAUCUACUGUUAACCUGUACAACAACAACUAGUAACCCAUCAGCUACUAUACUGUGGUACAGGAAUAAUAAUAUAAUAUAUGAUAACGAUGAUAAUAUCAAUAUUGGGUCUCUAAUUGAAACUAAUGGUGACUACAAUGGCAAGAUAUCAGAACAACAAAUAACAAUAACAACAAGAGCUGAAGAUAACCAAGCAGAGUAUAAGUGUAAAGCAAGGAAUUCACAAGUCACUGGAGAUGUUUAUUCAAAUAGUGUACCCAUUACAGUGUAUUUUAAACCUGAUAGUGCUAGUUUGUCUGGUUAUACUGGUUCUGUUACCAGUAGAAGUUAUAUACUGUUAACCUGUACAACAACAACUAGUAACCCAUCAGCUACUAUACUAUGGUACAGAAAUAAUAAAAUAGAUGAUAACGAUGAUAAUAUCAAUAUUGGGAUACUAACUGAAACUAAUGGUGACUACAAUGGCAAGAUAUCAGAACAGCAAAUAACAAUAACAACAAGAGCUGAAGAUAACCAAGCAGAGUAUAAGUGUAAAGCAAGGAAUCCACAAAUCACUGGAGAUGUUAAUUCAUAUAUUGAAACCAUUACAGUGUAUUUUUCUCCAGUCUACCCGGAUGGAUGCAGUACAUUAUUGUCUGGUUACCCUGGUGAUAAUGGUCAUGUCAUAGCUGGUGAUAUUUUGAUCCUCACAUGCACGUCGUGUAGCAGUAACCCGGAUGCUAGUCUGAUAUGGUACCAUGACAACCAAAUGAUCAACGUUCCAAAUCAGCUUGUGUAUGUGGAUAGUGUAUACAGUGGAAGAAAAUCAACACAAGAGAUGACAAUUACAUUAACAUAUCGUCAUCAUAAUAAUGAAUUAUAUUGUAAAGCAAAGAACAGUCAGGUGGGACAAAGUAAACAGUCAAAUGCAGUGUUCCUUAAUGUACAUUAUAAACCAUUUGUUGUGAAUGUAUCAAACAAUCAGUGGUCGGUUGCCAGUCAAGGAACUGUAGCAGAACUACGAUGUGAGAUUGAAAGCAACCCACUUUCCACGGUAAUAUGGUAUCGUCCAAAUAAUCAAUCAAUACAUAUUGACAGUAGAACCAGCAUCAAAACAGUGUCACAUGGAACCUUACAUGAAAGCAUAUUGACAAUACAGAAUACAAUGCUAAUAGACUAUGGUAGUUAUUCCUGUUUCGCAGAAAACGAUAUUGGCAACACAACAUUCAUUGUCACGUUCAACGAUAACAGCGUUCCAGAUGCACCAAAAUCCAUUGUACCAUUGUACCGAUACUAUGACCGUCUGUCUGUCAUUAUAAUUCCCGGAUAUAAUGGCGGAGAUAUAAAUACAACAUACUUUAUACAAUAUCGUACCCGGAAAAAUGCAUCGUUCAUCGAAUUGAACACUGGUAGCUCAGAUAUAUCGAUUACAAUGCAAAUACGUAAAUUAGAAUCGUCAACACCAUAUGAAUGUAGAGCAUAUGCUGCCAACGCAAUUGGUAUAGGACCAUACAGUAAUAGUAUUGUAAUCAGAACAUUGGACGAGCCAAUUGUGGAACUGGAUUAUGAUACUAGAAUACUGAGCUGGACACGUCACGAGAACAAGACAUAUACAUGUGUGAAAAUAGAAACACGUCACGUGGAUGUCACAUGGGAUGUUAUAGUGAAAUGUAUCGAUAGAAAUAAACUUGAAUACAAAGUGAAUGAUACAAAUAGAGAAUACAGAAUUACAUAUUGCACUGAAGAUGGGAUUUGUGAAAGUCGUGAAUUCUCUGCAUUAACAGAGAGUAUUAGUAAUGGUAAUAUAUUCCAGUUCAACUAA
Molecule: messenger RNA, 2557 nt
Organism: Saccoglossus kowalevskii
Lineage: Eukaryota; Metazoa; Hemichordata; Enteropneusta; Harrimaniidae
Product: hemicentin-1-like
Source: RefSeq, a predicted model, not a curated record